ACAUUGACAGCUACAGUUACAUCCGUUUGUUUCAAAUUGUUUGAUAAAAUAUUAAAAACUGAUAAGAAUGCCGCGCGCAGUUAACUAUAGAACACGUCUUACGUGUUAAGAUAUCGUUAAGUUUUUAAGUAUUUAGUUAUAAUAAUGAGUGUGAAUAGCAAUAAAGUGUUGCAAGUGGUAUUUGGCUGGGAGGCGGUAGAUUUAAUAUUGAAAAGUUUAUUUAUCGGACUGUGGCAAUUAAUAAAGCUCUCGGUGAAAAGGUUAUGGAAAGGACAGAAAAAGAAAUCAUCUAAGGAUUGCGCCGUGGUUGAAUUUACUGUGGAUUCAUCCAUCGGUAUUCAUUGUUACAUUAAAAUCAAGGGUGUUAAAUAUCACUAUGUAGAAACCGGCCCUAAAUACGGCAAGCUAGUUUUAAUUCUCGGCGACGCCCCCGACACACGUAAUUUGUGGGUGCCGAGUUGGUCUUCUGUGGUGAGACGUCUUGCUGAGACCGGCCAUCAUGUAGUGACUCUGGACUUAAGAGGUACUGGAGCAAGUGAGGGCGGAUACAGGAGUGAUCUAUCUCCUCCAAGAGCUGUGGAGGAAAUAACAGCAUUACUAGAAGCCCUCGGAACAUCAGAACAGAACCCAGCUCUGAUGGUCGGCUUUGGAAUCGGUGGUAUGUUAACUUGGUAUGUAGUCCACUGUCAGGGAGUAUUGAUACACAAGUUUGCAGUCAUAUCAGCUCCACAUCCCAACCUGUAUUGGCAACAUCCACCAGCUGAAUUCUGUCAGCAAUCACUCCACUUUAUGCAAUGGCCGUUAUUCCCGGAACGUUGGUUGGCCGAGGGGACCUUGAAAGAAGGUUCCAAAUGGACGAGUUCCAGGGCCAGGGAUUGGAGCGGAGCCCUCAACUAUGUCAGAGGUGCCGCAUGGUAUAGAAUCCAUCCAGAUCAUAAGAUCACAUCCCGAGGACUCUUAAUCGGUUCCAAGGACAGCGCUUCUCAACUCGUUACCAGCGCUCAGUACUGUAACAAUCCAGCGCUCAGAAUGGUCAAGAAACCUGGCCCCGGAGACACAGAAGUAGCUCAAUUAAUUCUUGACUUCUUUGUCGGAAAGCAAAAACUACCAGAGGAGGUGCCCAAAGGUUUAGUGGGACGGGUCCUGGGUGCUGUGGCUGGCCGGGGAAGAGAACUCACUGCCCGUUUAGCGUUACCAGUCAACGCAUGAUGAAAGCUAUGAUGCUCUCAUACAUUCCACAUGAAUAAGAUGCCAUAUAUUAAGUUAUUUGUAAGGUUAUACUUAUUUAUUUAUUUUUUUUAAUACUUUUUAUUGAAAAUCUAUUUUCCUCAUAGCCACUACAGAACGGUUUCCCAUACAAUGAAUCGAGCUAGAAUAUGUUCAGACACAUUGUACUUACAAUAUUUUAUCACACAGGGAUUAGGUUUAUCAAGACUUCAUUAUUUUGCUAUGGAGUGUGUAUAGACAGAGAUUACGGAUACAUCUUAGGGAUAUAUAUCAUGCACAUAUACUACCUAUGUUUAAAAAUUCUUUGUCUGGUCAAAGAUAUUCUUACUGUCUGAUAUAAUAAUAUUCUUGUGUAUAUACAGCAUGUAUUUUCAAUUAUCCACACAAGGUCAACAUCACACAGAGUGCAGCGAUAACAUUAUUUUUACUCCAACAAGAUAAAUAACAUGCACUCACGUUCCUUAUCAUGUAACUAUAUUUUAAGAUAUGUUUAAAAGAUUUAUAGAAUUAAUAUAUAUAUAUAUUAAAUUUUUUAAUUUUUAUUAUUCUUGUAU
This is a messenger RNA of Danaus plexippus (monarch butterfly), 1781 nucleotides long. RefSeq lists its product as uncharacterized. Bases 145 to 1209 code for a protein of 354 amino acids. The record is from RefSeq and is a predicted model, not a curated record. The transcript is spliced from 6 exons. Gene Ontology annotation, molecular function: hydrolase activity. NCBI's taxonomy places the organism in Eukaryota, Metazoa, Arthropoda, Insecta, Lepidoptera, Nymphalidae.